Messenger RNA from Symbiodinium sp. CCMP2456, 2817 nucleotides. Lineage: Eukaryota; Dinophyceae; Suessiales; Symbiodiniaceae. The record is from the annotation of a GenBank genome assembly.
AUGGCGCACUGUUCCAAAGGACGCCUACUGCAAGGAUGCCUCCUUUGGGAAGGGUUUCUGGCGGCUGCUGGGAUGUCGGACGAGAUCGGUGAGGGCCGGGAGAGAGUCAUCCAUCCAUCUGAGCAGUUCUUUGCAUUAAUGGACUGCACUGACGACGCCGAUGCUGACCGCCGCCUCAUGCGCGAGGUUCUCAGGCACACCGGUCUCCUUGCAUCAGAAUACGCCGAAGCCGAAAUCAGGGACUCGAGCCGUCGCACAUACCAAAACUGGGCAUCGGUGGCAGGAGAGCAACUCAGCUUUGCAGAAGUGCAUCUUCUGAUUUAUCCGCGGGGCUUCUGGCACGAGGAGCCCGUGCAAAUGCAUCUGCUUCAGGAGUUGUGGAAACAAGUUGGUCUUGAUGAAGCUCAGCAAGACCUCGCCAUGCACGUUUUGCAGAGCGAAGACGCCCAGAAGGAGCUGCACAGCAGGACGAGAGACUUCUGUGUAGUUCCUUACCUGGCGGCGAUGGUGGUUCUCAUUCAGAGCGACCCUGAGAACCGUCAGGAAUACUUGGAGCACCUGUGCUCGCUCAUGGGAGGUCCAAGCCGUUUGCACUGGGCCUUGAUGCUUCUCCUCUCUUCUCUCCACUUCGCCGAUGAGCUGGCCGAACUGCUCGUGAGUGUGCUGGAGGUAUGGAUGGGAAUUUCAAAUGUAGUCGCAGCAUCAGAAUGCCUAGGCCUCACAUCAGGCACCCACGAAGCCGUGAUCCUCUCCUACGCGGUGGCUGGCAGGUGGGGUGCAGCGAGACAUCAGUGCGAACAGCUCCAGGAAUCGCUUGGACUGGGCAGCUCCCUUUGCCUGGGUUCGGCGGCCGAUGUUCUGAUGGACUGGUGUACUUCCAUGGGCAUAGGCACGGAGACGGGCUGUUCGAUCCACGACGUGCGGCAGACGCUGCAGAAGCUGCGACAUGAGGUGCCCACUCUCCGGGCGGCGGAUCUGCUAAUCUGUGGCUAUCCGUAUGCUCUCUGCCCCAUCUUGGGAACGAGUGUUGAGUUGGCUGAUGUCCCGAUGCUGGUACUGGUCCAUGGCGCUGGGUCUCUGGCCGAGUAUGCUGACGAAUCGAUCACUCCGUGGGUGCUGGGGACCUUCAAACGCUGGAUUACGCCUGACCCAGCACAGCCCACGAGGGGAGCAACGGCAAUGGCACUUCGGAAGGUUGUGUUUAAUGAUCGAUUGGACCUGGUUUUGGCAAGGGCAGCCUUUGGCGAAGCAUCACAGCCGCAACUGGUGGAGUUUGGCGCCCGAUAUGUCCUGCGACUGGCCGGCGGCGUCCAAUGCGAUCGUCGUCUCGGAGAGCGUAGACGUUUACUGCUUUGGAGGUCGCAGUCCACGUUCCCGGCGCUGGUAGCCCUGGGUAUCGAGAGACUGUUCACGCAAGUCGUUCGAAGCAUCGAUUGGUCUGUAGAGCAGAUGCCAGUGGCGGAAGUUCGCGAGUUCCACUAUCCGGAGCUGCAAGACUUCUCCGCGGUGCUGCAAAUUCCCUGGGACUUUGGACUCGUUUCGUUUCAAGAGGUUCUUGCUUUGGGUCUGCCAGUGCUGCUGCCCUCAAGUCACUACAUGCACGCGUUGAUCACAACUGUUUUCUUGGCCCGGUCCAAUCUGACGGACUGGAACGAGAAGUGGAAGAGGCGAUUCCUUCAGCUGGUCCCCGACAUGUGGGAGGGCUUCGUGUCUCCAGCAUCCAACCGGACCUUGGGGAUCAAAGAGAGGCCAGAAUUGAGGCUGGUGGAGCAGGUGUCAUCGUGGUGGAGAUACACCGAGUUCGAGACGAACCGCUGGGUCAAGCGGUUUCGUGACCUGGCACAAGCAUCGGGGUUCAAGAAGGGCGGGAAGCAGUUGGUGACUUCUCACGAGCCUACCAGGAGACCUCUGGUCUCUUUGCAGUCUUCGAGCCGUAACCUUCUGGAAUCCGGCAGCGACCUUCGUAGCUUCCGUCGUGGGAACGGCUUUCGAAAAGCUGCAGGGGCCCCGGCGACGCCGGCACUGCUGGCCGCCCAGCCCUUGAAGUGGAUGCACACGCCGAAGUGUGGGACUUCCUUUCUGAACGUAUUAAUCCAUCUCCCUGAUGUUUGCCCGGGCGUAGACGACUCUUUCCAAGUGAAUAGAGAAGUCAUGGGUGACCUGUUCGAGGUCAAAUUCGAGGAUGCUUGUCCCUAUGUCUGCGAUGGAACGAAGUUCCUGUGCAACGCAAAGCCGCUGGGACUCUUUCACACCACGCACGUGGGCGUCGGAAAGGAGUAUGAGUUCCUGAAAGGUCAUCUUGUGACCAUGAUGCGCGAUCCGAUCCAGCGCAUUUUUUCUGCUUACUCCGACCAAGAAUGGUCACAUGGGGCGGAUUCCAAAGACAUUGUUACCUACGCACAUUCAGAGGCACACGCUGUGACCUGCCAGAUCAUGCGAGAUGGGAUCAUUGAUCCUACUCCUUCAUGGUGCAGAGACUUGAACGAAACGGAUGCGGAAGAAGCAGUGACCAGGAUUCGUGAAGGAUUCGCCUUUGUCGGGCUGGUGGAGGAAUGGGACCUCUCCAUCUGCCUCCUGCACCGUAUCUUCGGAGGUGACUGCCUCGCCUCGGAUUUCAUGGACAGCAGGCCUACAUUUUCCGGAGAUACGACGAACCACGAGUACAACACCUCGCUGCUCGACGGCUAUGAUGACCCGGUUGACCGACUCCUCUACAACGGGGCGAAGGAGCUCUUCGCCGAGAGGCUGCUGGAAUACAACGUCUCUCAAGAGUCGUGCCAGCCGUGUUUUGCACAGGCAAAGCUGAAAAGUGCCUGA